Molecule: messenger RNA, 1943 nt
Organism: Glossina fuscipes
Lineage: Eukaryota; Metazoa; Arthropoda; Insecta; Diptera; Glossinidae
Product: inhibitor of growth protein 1
Exons: 3
Coding region: 386-1639 (417 amino acids)
Biological process (GO): positive regulation of DNA-templated transcription
Cellular component (GO): nucleus
Source: RefSeq, a predicted model, not a curated record
AACAACUCGUUACUAAAAAAUAUUGUAAAUAUCCCGUAAAAUUUCCAUUAAAGUGCAUGAAAUUAACAAAAGUUCUCCAAAUCCUUGGAAUUCAUUCAGUUUUCACUGGAUUAGUGACUAAAUUAUUUAGUUUUAAAUCCAGUUUCCAUCUAUUUUUAUAAUUAAUCCAAAAAAGUACAGUGUUUUCUUUCUAGUUUAACUAAAAAGUUUCGCGUGUGAUUGUAUGAGCUCGUUUUUACAACACUAUCUUCACAACUCUUCAUAACAAAAUAUAUCGAGUUAGAAGUGAAAAGACGCGCAAUUAUUACUUUUUCCAAAUUAAAGCGAGAAUUGAGAGGGUGUUCAUAGGGCUAAUACAAUAAAUCUGGAGGAAUUGUGGCAGAAAAUGGAUGAGGCCCUCUUUUCGGCCACCUAUGUGGACAAUUACAUUGAUUCGGUUGAAAAUCUGCCGGAUGACGUGCAACGCCACUUGUCAAGAAUACGUGAUAUUGAUGUGCAAUAUCGGAACCUUUUACGUGAAGUCGAUCACUACUACGAUUUGUGGAGAUCUUUACAAAAUUGUGGUGACGCUAGCUCGGGACGUCGAGCCCGCUCGGUUAGUCGCAUGCAACAGAGUUUAAUACAGGCUCAGGAGUUAGGCGACGAGAAAAUGAAAAUUGUAAAUCAAUUACAAGAAUUAAUUGAUCAUAAAACUCGACAGUUGGACACGGAUCAAAAAAACCUCGAUAUUAAGGAGGACAAGGAAGAUAUCAUGCAAAUGCAAUUGGACGAUUGUGAUGCACCACCGGCGCAAAAGCAACCGCGAACACAAAGUCCAAGUCGGAGCGGUGAACAAAGCGCUUCGUCAGCUGCUUUGGCCAAUAGUAAUGGAGGUUAUGGUGCUAUUGUGACAAAUUCAUCAGCCUUGGGAGGAGCCGUUGGAACCAGCGUUGUUGUCAACUCCACAAUCAAUUCUGAACGUUCGGCGGCUAAUGCAAACUUGUCGCUUGCUAAUACCAAUACGAACGGUAAUAAUAGCAGUAUAAUCAUCAGUGGCGGUGCCUUGGAGAAUCAACGUAAGCGUUCACGUCGCCGUCAUGACACUUCUGGUACUAUGGAAAUGGGUGGUAAUGAAUCGAAUUCAGCUAAUGAGGCCGGUAGUAAUGGUGAUCGCACUUCAAUACAAAAAUCCUCCACUACAAGUGCAACACAAAAGAAGAAUUCAAACCAAAAUCAAACUGGGGCGUCAAGUUCAGUUGGUGGUUUAGGAAAUGUUGCUAGUGCUAGCGGUGGAGCUAAUGCCAGUGGCAGUGCUGGUAAUAAUACGUCAGGUAAAAAGAAGAAACGUAAGGCACGAGGUGCUCAAUCAUUAGCCCAGGCUAACGCGCGCGAAGAAACGCCACCACCAGAUCCCAUCGAUCCUGAUGAACCUACUUACUGUGUUUGCAAUCAAAUUUCUUUUGGUGAAAUGAUUUUAUGCGAUAACGACUUGUGCCCGAUUGAAUGGUUCCAUUUUUCUUGCGUUUCAUUAGUCCUUAAACCUAAAGGUAAAUGGUAUUGUCCGAAUUGCCGUGGUGAUCGUCCUAAUGUUAUGAAACCCAAAGCUCAAUUUCUUAAAGAACUCGUACGUUACAACAAAGAAAAAGAAGAGAAGACAUAAACAAAAAAUUUUUAGUUCAUUUCAAUCAUCUAUUUACGGAUUCGCAACAAGUGGACUUUUUUUUUACAUAUUUCAUUAACGUUUUUGUAAACUAAAGUUGAUAAAGGAAUGUAUAAAGGAAAGGUAAAAAUUGGGAACUGGGCAAAACUUAGGUUAAACUUUUGUACAGUUACAGUUUUCACACACAGAAAGUUCGCAUAGAUAUACGUUAUAUUGUGAGUUUAUUUUCUCCUUUUAUAUUUUAAUAUCAUUAUUAUUUAAUUAUAUAAGUAGUUGAUAAUGUAAUGUUAAAAGUAUAAAAUCG